AUGGGUUGGUCUGAUUGUACACAAGGAAUAUGUAUGCUAUUAUUCUGGGGAAGGAAAAAUAGUCAGCAAAACAAUGUCGAUAGAAAUGCUGCAUCAGAUAGGCAAAUAAAAACAUACCCCACCAUCAAUAUGCCUAAUCUCUUACAGAAACCAAGUGAUAGUGAACUUCAGAGAGAUAGAACUAAUGAAGCAAAGGUACACAAUGAUGACGACGAAAUUCAGAAAGAUGAAGUCGUAGAAGACAAACACAACCAUGUUGAGAUGACAUCACAAUCACCACAGCAUAGGUGUGGUUCACAAAAUCUAAUGAUAACAUAUCGAGAAAUUGAUUCAGAUCAAUACACUAUUGAGUCAAACAUGGAUGAUGAUGAUACUGUAUUAUUAAGUUUGACAACGCCUAAAUUAAUGAAACAAAAUGGUGGGAAAGAUGUUUCAAUUUUAAACAGAAUCGAAUAUUCUAAUAAUAUUCAUCCUUUGAUGAUAGCAAAAAGUGAAAUAAUCGUCAACAAAACCACCACAUUAACUGAUGAAGAUAAUCCACAGGCUGAAAUAUUCAAUAAGACACCAAGAAUGAUGACGAUGAUGAGUAGAGCGUUGAAAAAACUGCCUACCCGUAACAAUUUAUUAUCAUUACAAUCAUCUAUGAGACAGUCUAUGCCUUCAAAACAUUUAUCCACUAUCAUCAUCCAGCCAACAAUAUCAUCAGCACCUCCAAUACUUAUCAAAGAUAAUUAUUAUUAUUACAACUUUUUGAUGAAUAGUAGUACAUUCAAGCCAUCCAUAAGAGAUAAACUAAUGACUGAAGUGUUACAGCCAACAACAGAACAAACUAAAAUGUUGUAUAGAGAUUUACAAAUCGAAUUAGAAAGUCAAUUGGAUUGUGAUAUAAAUCAACGCGUUGACCGGCCUAGAUUGAAUUAUCAAACUGCUAACAAGCUGGGUAAUAAUAAUAUUGACAGCAAGAGUUGGCUUAAAGCAGCUCGUUUGCUAAGCAAGCCAUUAGAUAAAUCGGCUUACUUUAUUCUACGUAUUCGAAAAAGGCAUAGGUCAAGGACAACAACAAAAUUGGGUUUUAAGCAGAAUCGUAAUAAUCGAUUAGGCAGGCGAUUAACAAAGUCAUUAAGCUGUAUUAGAAAGCAAAUACAAUUACCAUAUGGAAAAAUGUAUGACUUUUGCCAAAAUACUUCGAUACUACCUACUACUACGAUUAAACCUACUACUGAAUUAAAAAAUCGAACACAUCAAAUCUCACAGGAAUCACUAUCACAAAGAAUAAAUACACCAGAAAAGUUGGUAAAAAUGUAUGCUACUGCCGCGUAUCGACUCUACACUUAUCCCAACACUGGAGAUGAUGAUAAUCUUGAUGAGUUAAUCAUAUGGACUUGGGAUGAAAACAUGAAUGAAGGUGAAGAAUCUAAGAGAAAUCAAGAUGAUAACGAAGAUAAUAAAAACAAUAGUAGUAGUAAUAACAAUAAUAAUACUAAUAAUAAUAAUGAGAAAAAUAAUUUAUUUUCUAACCCUGUUAGCACUUUGACACGAAAACUUUCAAAAGCCACAACAAUAAACUCUCAUCAUGUUGAUCAAAAUCAACCUGCUAUAAUAAUGAAUAAUGUACAGAAUAAACUGAAAAAGUAUCUUUCUUUAACUGAUUUAAUCUUACACGGGAUAGAUUGGAAAGGUGAUCUUCUCAUCUCUAGAGGAUUACAUGUAAGAAAUAUUUUUGAACAAGACGAAGAACAAUUUCUUGAUCAGUUAAUCAUACUGAAACGUUUAGAGCUAUUAACACAAUUAGAAGAAUACAAAUCAACUAGAUAUUAUUAUAUAAGAUGUCAACAGAAUGAUUUAAAUGAUUUUAUUCCACAGAAAUCAGUUGAUCGGAUAGGCAAAAGUUCAUCUAAGUUUACACAUAGACAACGAUGCGACCAUCAAAUACCGCUAAAUCUCAAAUCUUCGUAUUCAAAUCUACCCCCAGUGAUAAUAAACAAGUCGAUUGAACAAAAACAGAAAAAUAUGAAAGAUGUUAUACACUCAAUAAAGAAUUCUGAUCACUUGCAGCACACGCCGCCACAUAGUAUAUAUACUCAAAAGAAAAACAUUCUACCAUCUAAACGAAUACUUUACAAAAUGCGAUCAUUAAAUAAAAUCAUACCAAUUGACAAUGGAAAUGCACUACUAGAAUAUUCUGAGGUGAAUACAAACAAUGCAGAUACAAAACUGAUCACCAUCUUACCGAGUAUAAAUGAUGAUAAAAAGUUGAAGGUGACUGGGAAAAAAACCUCAAAACAUCUAAAAUAUCCACGGAAAUAAUUUUAAAAAAAAGCAAUGAAAUCGCAUACAGAAAAUGUUAGACUGCUGCGAACUCCACCCCCGACACCCCGCGCAUAAAUGAAGAGUACCAGAAGUAGAGUGGGCACACCAUCCCCACCCAAAAUACUCCAAUUUGAAUGAGCACCACUAGGUUAUUAGUAUAUUAAUAAGCCAUACAUAUACUACAACUACUAACAUGGAACAAUAAUGAAGACACAAUCUUAGAUGUGUACCUCUGAGGCCUGUUACUGCUGCCUAUGACUAUGAAAAAACAACAGUUACUGCCGCAAAGACUAUUAACAAGACUUGUUUGUUGAAAUUGGUGAAGUUAAGCCGAUGUAGGCUUUAACACUAUUCGAAAUCUUGGUGAUAGCAUCCAG
Messenger RNA from Trichobilharzia szidati, 2687 nucleotides. The record is from the annotation of a GenBank genome assembly. Lineage: Eukaryota; Metazoa; Platyhelminthes; Trematoda; Strigeidida; Schistosomatidae.